Molecule: messenger RNA, 2178 nt
Organism: Lucilia cuprina (Australian sheep blowfly)
Lineage: Eukaryota; Metazoa; Arthropoda; Insecta; Diptera; Calliphoridae
Gene: Tfb1
Product: general transcription factor IIH subunit 1
Exons: 6
Coding region: 286-2043 (585 amino acids)
Biological process (GO): transcription by RNA polymerase II; transcription by RNA polymerase I; nucleotide-excision repair
Cellular component (GO): transcription factor TFIIH holo complex; transcription factor TFIIH core complex
Source: RefSeq, a predicted model, not a curated record
UUGACAGUUUUCAGUUGUUUUUUCUUCGCCGUCACAAAUUGUUCAAGAGGAACUCAUAUAGUUUUUUUUUAUUUUUAUUAAAAUUCAUAUAAAUAGUAAACAAUUUAAUUUAAAUCAAAUAAAUGUUUUAUAAACAAUAAAAAUAAACUAAUUUCAAACAUAAAUUAUAUAAAAUUUAGCUUGAAAAACAAUCGCAGAUCUGUAUCUCUUCUAUUGAUAUAGAAAGAAAUAAAAAGUACGUGCUCCUUUUAAUAAGGCGGAAAACCGGACGGUAAAUCAUUGAAAAUGACCACCAGUAGUGAGGAUGUUUUGUUGCAAAUGGGAGAAGUACGUUAUAAAAAGGGUGAUGGCACGCUGUACGUAAUGAACGAACGUUUAGCGUGGAUGGCAGAAAAUCGUGACACAGUGGCGGUGUCCCAUAGAUUUGCUGAUAUCAAGACACAAAAAAUCUCUCCUGAAGGCAAACCUAAAGUACAAUUGCAAGUUGUUCUUCACGACGGCAACACUUCCACAUUCCAUUUUGUCAAUCGUAAUGGCCAGCAGGCCAUGUUGGCCGAUCGAGAUAAAGUUAAAGAGUUACUGCAACAAUUACUGCCAAAUUUCAAACGAAAAGUUGACAAAGAAUUGGAAGAAAAAAAUCGCAUAUUAUCGGAAAAUCCUCAUCUGUUUCAAUUGUAUAAAGAUCUGGUGACUUCACAGGUUUUGACCAGUGAUGAAUUUUGGAAUACACAUGCUAAGGAACAUGCUUUAAAGAAAGUUAAUAAAAAGCAAAGUAUAGGUGUUUCUGGUGCCUUUUUAGCCGACAUAAAACCACAGACUGAUGGCUGUAAUGGUCUCAAAUAUAAUCUCACCGAUGAUAUUAUCCAUUGUAUUUUCAAAACAUAUCCUGCCGUUAAGCGUAAACAUCAAGAAAACGUUCCUGCCAAAUUGAGUGAGGCUGAAUUUUGGACGAAAUUCUUUCAGUCUCAUUACUUCCAUCGUGAUCGUAUAACGGCAGGGACAAAGGAUAUUUUUGCAGAAUGUGGUAAAAUUGAUGAUCAAACAUUGAAAGCUGCUGUGCAGCAAGGGGCUGGCGAUCCUCUACUUGAUCUUAAACAAUUUGAAGAUGUUCCUUUAGAAGAUGGUUUCUGUAGUGUGGCUGGUGAUCGUAAUACCGUGAAUAGUGGUAAUAUAGUACAUCAAAAUAUGAUUAAACGUUUCAACCAGCAUUCGAUAAUGGUCUUAAAGACAUGUGCAGAUGUUAAUGCUGCCUCUAGUGGAGCAGCAACGGGUCCUCUAAAUAAUCAAGCAAAAGAUAGUAAAACAGAAAAUGGUUCGGUGGAGAAAUCAAAAAAUAAAGAAGUUACACAAAAUGGUGGUGGCACUAGUACAUUGAAUAGUCCCGAAAAACCUUCGAAACGUCAAAAAAUUAUGGAGAAAAUACAUUAUGAAGAUUUGGGUGAACCACAAGUUGAUCCUGAUGGCAGCUUAAACUCAGAAGCUAAAAAGAAAUCACAACAAAUUACUCUCUCAAAAGUGGAACGUUAUUUACAUGGACCCAUGCCUAGUACUGGUUACGAAAUGCAUGAGGAUCGCAGACGUAUGGAAGAGAUACAAUAUCAAUUGUUAAGAUCUACAGAAAAUUGGAAUCAACGAGUACCUCAUAAAGUAUUAGUAAGCUCAACGGCAGCGGUAAAUGCCUUGGGUGAACUAAGUCCCGGUGGAGCCCUAAUGAGAGGUUUUCAAGAACAGUCUGUAGGACAACUUGUACCUCCGGAUUUUGAAAAAGAUUUACGUAAUUUAUAUUUAGCUUUGUCUGAAUUAUUAAAACAUUUUUGGCACUGCUUUCCACCCACUACUCAGGACUUAGAAACUAAAGCUUUAAAAAUGCACGAAGCUUUGCAACGUUUUAAAAUGGCUAAAUUACAACCCUUUGAGGAUCGCUGUUUACAAAAACUCUCUCCUUUGGGUGGCACUUUAACCCAACAUUUAAACCGUUUAUUACAAUCAGCCAAUACUAAAUUUGUUACUUGGCAAGAGCGCAAAAUGCGCCAGCAUAAAUAGCUACUACUCUAUUUACUUUUCAACUUUUAAGUUAUUUAAUUGAGAAAAACAAAUUAUGAUUUAUAAGUUAAUUACAAAAUAAACCAUUGAAAAUUUGAAGCUGUUUUCAACAAAUUCAAGAAACAUAACAAGUAA